This is a messenger RNA of Cordyceps fumosorosea ARSEF 2679, 2514 nucleotides long. RefSeq names its product ubiquitin hydrolase family protein. The transcript is spliced from 5 exons. Gene Ontology annotation, molecular function: cysteine-type endopeptidase activity; cysteine-type deubiquitinase activity. The record is from RefSeq and is a predicted model, not a curated record. Gene Ontology annotation, biological process: protein deubiquitination. Gene Ontology annotation, cellular component: cytosol; nucleus. NCBI's taxonomy places the organism in Eukaryota, Fungi, Ascomycota, Sordariomycetes, Hypocreales, Cordycipitaceae. Bases 1 to 2514 code for a protein of 837 amino acids.
AUGAAGGAGUUUCCGCGCAAGUUCUUGAGCCUUCGGGACAAGAAUCACUCACACAACAGGAGCAAGUCGGCGCCGCCUUCAAAAAGCCGACCUCGCUCGACCGAGGCUUUCUUUGCUUUAUUCGGCCGCGACGCCAAGUCCAAGGAUACAGCCGACAAGGAUGAAGAAGAUUUCAAGGUUGAGGAGAUACGCCGCCACCUCGACGAGCUCAAUAUUACCAACGUCAGCAAUGAACAUAUCAAAGAUAUCCUGGGUACCGCAUUCGUCAAUGGCGGUGCGAAGCAGACGGCCGAAUUUAUAAGCAUCGAACAGAAGUCUGUUGCCGGUACCAUUGUUCCAUACAAUCGUCAUGUGCAGAUGCUCGGCGCCGAGAAUCGGGGCGGCGUUACUUGCUAUCUCGACGCUCUCCUCUUCUCCAUGUUUUGCAAGAUGGACGCUUUUGAGUGUAUGCUCAAAACAGAAUUCCCGGCCGGUGAUACAAAGGCCAAGCUUGUCAACCUGUUGCGCGUAUGGGUGAAUUUGCUUCGUUCUGGAAAACUCGUCAAAGUUGAUCUGACACGUUUAAUUCAAGAAGCGAUGGGCGACAGUGGCUGGCCAGACGCCCGUCUACUGGAACAACAAGACACAUCCGAAGCAUUCGCUUUUCUCACAGAGACUCUCCAGCUUCCACUAUUAUCCCUUCAAGUCGACCUUUUCCAUCAAGGGAGAAAGGAUAAAGAAGACCACAAGGUCGUCUACGAACGAUUGCUGAACCUAGCUGUCCCCCCAAAUCAAGAUGGGAAAAGCAUCAGGCUUGAAGACUGCCUUGAAGAAUACUUCAACGCGCAAGUCGACGUGUUGCGGGACAGCGAAGAGGCCAAAAAAUCUUCUUCGAAUGACAAAGAACCCCACACCCCUACUCUUUUACACCAAAAGACGCUGCGGCUUGUUCGAGGUGAGGAGUACAAUGAUGACUCGACAACCUUCAGUGCCUCUCCUUUAGACAUGUCGCCUCUACACCCGUUCUCUAGCCAAUCGUCAGUGGCAAGCGACUUUCCCGCUCUUGAGCGGCCGGCUACCUCCACGGGUGUAUCUCUUGAUGCAACACCUAAAUUUGAGGCGCCCGCAAUACCAAAGCGGCUCUCUUUGAGAAAUAGAUCCGGAAGCCUCAUUCGAAGGGUUGUUAUCGAUGAGGAGGGAAGGCCGACAGACACAAAUGUGGAAGAGGCUCGUAAGAUCAGUCGAAAAGGCUCUAUGGUAGUGAAGGCUGUAACGAUACCUGCCUGGCAAUUCUUUCGACUUAUCCCUUGGCAUGCGGUUCGAGCAAAUGAACCUCGCAGUAACUCUGAAGUUGUGCUCAAUUUCGAACAGCGGCCUGUUGUUGGCAUAUGUCUAAAACGUUAUGCCAUGACAUCCACUGGGCAGCCACAAAGACACAACACCUACAUCGACAUUCCCGACAGCCUCCGUCUGCCACACUUCAUGCUCGCCGACGGCCCCAAUACGAACCCUGAUGAUUCCCUAUUGACAUCGGACUUCAAGCUUGUGCUGCAAUCAGUCAUCUGCCAUCGCGGUGAUACCCUGCAAAGCGGACACUACAUUGCCUUUGCGAGAGCCGCGCCGAAACUUCUGACCUCGAAUAGACGCCAUAGCUUCGAUCCGCCCCCGGAUUAUGAAGAGGCUCAAUGGGUCAAAUUUGAUGAUCUCGAAGAGCCUCGUGUCACAGUUGUCGACAACAUCAAGAAGUCCCUCGCUGAGGAGAUGCCGUACCUUCUUUUCUACCAGAUUGUGCCCAUGGUGGAAGUAGCUUGCCCUUCAACAGACGGCACUGCCACCGGCCCGCCAUCCUACCAAGAAUCUAAGACGAGCCUUGAAAUACAGACUUCUCGGGCCACCGAUGGCGGCCCAUCCAUUCCGAGCAAGCCUCCCAGCAUCCGCCUAUCAAUGGACGACGAGAGGCCUACGGGAACAGUUAGGUCAGCGCGACCGUCGGUUUCUGGCUCGGUGCCUACAGAUUCUCGCCGCGAUAGCGCCAACUUCACCCUAUCCUCCAUCACUACGCCUAUCAUUACGCCGACUCGUACGCCAGAGGCUAAUUCUCCAAUAAUUUCACCAAGCGAUAUCAAGACGCCCCGUCUCUCGCGAGCCGCGUCACGUUUCACUCUAGGUCGCCAGAGCCGGCCUAGUAGCCAGUCUGGCGAGGGACGCAUUAGUUUGUCGAUUACUCGUCUUGGUGGUCUCAUAAAGCAGAAUAGGGAAGUUUUGCCUAAUGCUGAAAACGGUGAGGAAAGAGGGUCGACUCCUUUAGGAUCCCCGUCGCCAAGAAAUGCCAGCUUCGAAGUCUUCCGCAGCGCCGAGGGCCAACAACCACCCUCCACUGCCAACACUUCCACGGCCGCCACUGCCACGACGGCCGUGGAGCCGGAAUCAAAGCGCAGCAAGCAGAGGCGCAAGAGCAAGUCGCGAGAAAAGACUCCCAAGCCUAGCAAGCAAAAGGACAGCUCUCAGCCGGAUCGAGAAUGCCUUUUGAUGUAG